AUGGCUGUGGAUAAAAAUUCUAGCGCACACAAUGAACCGAUUGAUGACGUGAAAUCAGUAGCACCCUCCAAUGAUGAGUAUGAUGAUAGUUCUGGUGGUGUAGACCUCGAAAAUCUUCCAGAAAACUUCAUUUCCCCUGAAGUAUGGGAACAAAUCGGAAAAGCACUAGAAGAUUUUAAUUUUGACGAUAUGAAGAAAUUGUCCUUUGCGUCAAUGAAAAUGUGUGUAACGUUUUAUUAUAUGUAUGCCAAGGCAAAAGGUUUCGGAGCACGAAACAAAGCAGUUGUAAGGAGAAAAUUGGAUGGUAAAUUCACAUCAAAAAACCUGAUGUGCAGCAGGGAAGGUGCACGCCAGCUAAAGUACUUGGAAAACCCAAAUAGGAAGCGCCCGUCAAGACCGGAAACUAGAUGUGGGUGCCAAGCUAUAAUCAAGUUCAAGUGGAAUCCAAGUGACGACUCUUGGUUCGUGAGAGACUUUGCCGUGACAGUGAGGAAUCUAGUUCAACAAGCGGGUGGUCCUGACAAACUACCUUUCCUUAAAAAGGACUUGUACAAUGCUUGUCAAAGAAUUCAGAAGGAAGAAAUUCCAGAUGGGGACACGGAGGCCGUGUUUGCAUACCUGCUCGGGAAACAGAAUACUGACCCUAGGUUUUUCUUGAAAUAUACACGAGACGAAGAUAAUGCUCUGGAUAAACUCUUUUGGUGUGAUGGGACGUCCCGUAAUGAUUACAGGGCAUUUGGCAAUGUCAUUGCCUUUGACACCACAUACAAAGUAAAUGCGUACCACAAGCCGCUUGUGGUGAUUGUCGGUGUAAAUUACCAUAGGCAAAGUGUUGUUUUGGCUGUUUCUCUAGUUAGCCAUGAAAAGGAGGAGACAUUCAAGUGGAUAUUGGAGCAGUUGACUGAAGCAGGGGAUAACGUCGCUCCUCACACUGUUUUGACUGACGGGGACAAGGCAAUGGCAAAUGCUAUAUCAGUUGUUUUCCCGAAGGCAGUACAUAGGAUGUGUUUGUGGAAUUUAAUGAGGAAUGUAAAAGCACAUAGCUCAAAAACGUUCUGCAGUGGUUUCAUGAAAUGUGUUGACAGAUGUCGUACGCCCACCGAGUUUGAGCAGGCUUGGAAGGAGCUAAUUACCACGUACGGUUAUGAGAAAGAAGUUUGGGCAUAG
Molecule: messenger RNA, 1167 nt
Organism: Spinacia oleracea (spinach)
Lineage: Eukaryota; Viridiplantae; Streptophyta; Magnoliopsida; Caryophyllales; Amaranthaceae
Product: protein FAR-RED IMPAIRED RESPONSE 1-like
Exons: 1
Coding region: 1-1167 (388 amino acids)
Source: RefSeq, a predicted model, not a curated record